AUGACCGACCAUGCCACAAUAUCCUCUCUGCACGCAUUCUUUUUGGCCGGUGUGAUAUCCAGCAGCUACGUACUAUCGGUCUACAUCUCUCGCCUCAUCGCCGAGCCUCGUCCGCCACUUUGGAGAAACGAUCCUGCCGUGAUCAAAGCGCGUUCCUUGCUGGCGAGUGCAAGUACUGCGUUGUCUUGCGGGCUUGUGUACCUCACCGUCAAAGCUAACGUAAACGGAGAUGGUACCACAACUCUUGAGUAUUUGGGGAUUCCUCACAAAUCAUUCGCACUAAUCCCGGAGGCAUGGAAAGCGUACUUCAUUGUUCCAGCGUUGUUCUUGGGUCCAUUGUACUCGACUUUCCUCGACGGAGCAUUGCCGUUCCAACGCAAUUGGGACUUUAAGACAGAUCUGGUGUCUCGAUUCACAACAUGGGAAGGCAUCAGGAAUUAUCUUAUGGCGCCGAUAACUGAGGAGGUGACGUAUCGGGCAUGCGUUUUGUCUGUAUACAGGCUGGCUGCUUAUACUCGAAAGACAAUGAUCUGGGUUGCACCAUGUUGGUUCGGUUUAGCCCAUAUUCAUCACGGUUUCGAGACGUAUAAGCGGAUGGGGAAGACAUCUUCGGCAUUACGCACUGCACUUAUGAGUACCAUAUUUCAAUUCAUUUAUACCACAGUGUUCGGAUGGCUCUGCAGCUUCUUGUUCCUCCGUACCGGAUCAAUUAUCGUUCCUACCAUCGCUCAUAUCUUCUGUAAUGUCAUGGGUUUCCCUGCGAUCACAUGGGAACUCAAGCAAUUUCCGUCUCAUAGAAUUUGCGAUUAUCCUCGCGUAU
Fomitiporia mediterranea MF3/22 is the source of this 820-nucleotide messenger RNA. RefSeq names its product Abi-domain-containing protein. Gene Ontology annotation, biological process: CAAX-box protein processing. Gene Ontology annotation, molecular function: metalloendopeptidase activity. The annotation marks the transcript as partial. NCBI's taxonomy places the organism in Eukaryota, Fungi, Basidiomycota, Agaricomycetes, Hymenochaetales, Hymenochaetaceae. The transcript is spliced from 7 exons. Gene Ontology annotation, cellular component: endoplasmic reticulum membrane. The record is from RefSeq and is a predicted model, not a curated record.